Messenger RNA from Zingiber officinale, 1940 nucleotides. RefSeq names its product transcription factor bHLH78-like. The record is from RefSeq and is a predicted model, not a curated record. NCBI's taxonomy places the organism in Eukaryota, Viridiplantae, Streptophyta, Magnoliopsida, Zingiberales, Zingiberaceae. Gene Ontology annotation, cellular component: nucleus. Gene Ontology annotation, biological process: regulation of DNA-templated transcription. The coding region runs from base 136 to 1686 and encodes 516 amino acids. The transcript is spliced from 8 exons. Gene Ontology annotation, molecular function: protein dimerization activity; DNA-binding transcription factor activity.
GUUUUAGUUUGGAUUUGUGGCUCACCUCCUCCUCCUCCUCCUCUUCUUCUUCUUCUUCUUCUUCCGUUCACCUGUCUCACUCUCUCUCUCUCUCUCUCUCCAUCGACUGUUUCCUUCCGCUUCGAACUCAUCGACAUGGAGAACGACGCAUUUUGGGGCUCCAACUGGCAUUCCACCGUCGCCAAGCGAGCGACGUCGAUGAGCUCCGCCGCCGCCGGUCAGUCGCUGCCGUGCUUGCUCAACCUCGAUUGGAAGCAGCCGCCGAUGUCCAACGACGCCGAUUUGGAGACGGCGCUCAGUUCACUCGUCUCUUCUCAGUCCUCCCACUUGGCGGCCUCCGACGGCGCCGAGAUGCGUGCGCUAGGCGGGCGUCUGGGAACCAUCUGCAACUCCGGUGAGAUCUCCUUGGUCGCUCAACUUCACAGCGCCCACAGCUCGUGUUACAGCACCCCCUUGAACUCCCCUCCGAAGCCCAACCAUUCCGCCCGGGAUCACCCGGUGCAGGGCAGAGGAGGAUUCCCAGGGCCGGCGAAUCCAUCGCCCGGAGGCCAAUUCAUGCCAUUAUCGGCCGACCCGUGGUUCGCGGAGGGCGCCGCGAGGCUUCCACGCGGCGGAGGGAUGAGUUCUUCCAGCUUCGCAGGGCAGUUAGGGCUCCUCCCGGAGACUCCCGGAAAGCUCUCGAGAGCCUCGAGCGGUAAGUCUCUCACCGGAUCUCGGAUGGGAGCGACGGAAAACGGGAACGAAUCCCAAGUAUUAGGCGCCGCCCUGAUGGAGAUGGAGAUGAGGUCUCGAUUUCGGGCAUCUUUGACGUCGGAGGCAUCCGAGCCCGGAAAUGGCCGGGAGGAAUCAUCGAUCGAGGAGGCAUCGUCCUUGAGAGGCGCCAGCGAUAGCAAUGCCAGGAAAAGGAAAGCCGUCGCCGGAAAAGGAAAGGGAAAGGAAGCGCCUUCACUCUAUUCCGCCACAAAUCCCGCAAAUAUGACAGAGGAGAACUCUGAUGCAAAGAGAUACAAACCAGGUGAAAUUAACGCAGUGGUUAAGAUGGAAACUGAGCAGAAUGGGGAUGUGGGUGGAGAACCUCGCAAAGAAGAUGACGAUAAGGUGCCUGAGCCACCGAAGGACUACAUCCAUGUGAGGGCAAGAAGGGGGCAAGCUACUGAUGCUCACAGCCUAGCUGAAAGGGUGAGAAGAGAGAAGAUCAGCAAGAGGAUGAAGUUCCUGCAAGAUCUUGUUCCUGGUUGCAACAAGGUCACUGGUAAGGCCGUAAUGCUCGACGAAAUCAUAAACUAUGUGCAGUCGUUGCAACGGCAGGUCGAGUUCCUUUCCAUGAAAUUGGCUACACUGAAUCCCCAACUCAACAACAUGGACAAUCUCAUUCUAAAACAAAUGUAUCAAGAACAUGGAACUAUGCUGCAGCCAGUUUAUCCUUCAGAAAUGGCAAGUGCACAAUAUCCAUAUCCUCUUCAGGGCAUUGAAACUUCAGGCCUCGAAUCACAGUUAGUAAAUCCCCCUUCUCGAACCGUGCAACUACCUCCCCUCUAUGGAUUGUCAGAUGCUACCUCUCAGCUUGGUGAUUUUUGCGAAGACGAUUUGCAAAGUGUCGCUCAGAUUGUCUUCCGACACAACCAAGAGACUGCCUUCUCUGCAAGUUUUUCGCGACCAAAUGCAAGCAAAUCAGAUGAAAAUUGAACCCUAACUUCUCUGUGAUUCCAGAAUAAAAGAGAGAGGCCUAUGUAUAUAACCCCAAACAUUUGUUCCACAAGUGCACCAUCAACUUUUAACUCAUGAGUAACGGCCAUUAGGCCGGAGCACAUAAUUCGUUCGUAAAUUUUUGUCUUCUUAUAGUGCAAGAUUGUAACAAUUGAAAGCCGAGGCAGUGGAGGAACUAUGUAUGAUGAUGAUGAUGUAGUUUUAUAUAAAACCUAAAAUUUAGUGUUUUUCAA